ACAAGGAAGAAGAAAAUUCAAAGUUGAGGACUUAAACACAGUCCACAGCUCAAGUCUUCCACUUAUCUAAUUAACUCUUCUUCAUUGCUUCCUUCCCAGCUUCUCUUCUCUUCUUCCCUCCCUAAUUUAUAUGAAUUGCAUUCAUCAAUAUCAUCACCUUAUCUUAAAUAAUUCAUCAAACAAACACAAUUUCCUUCUCUCUCCAUGGCAAUUCAGCACUGUAUCUUUCUACUUGCUGCUUUUCUUCUUCAAUUCUCAUCACUACACUUCCCCUCACUCGCAUAUGAUCCUAAAGGCAUAUACUUCAUAAACUGCGGGUCAGAUAUCGAAGUUAAUGAAAAUAAAAAUCUCUAUAUUGGUGAAUCAAACCGUAAUUACCCUAAAAAAAGUUUCAGCAGCAAAAAUAGCUACACAGAAACCGAUCAACUAUCAGUGUCUUCCCCUCUCUACCAAACUGCAAGAAUUUUCCAUGCUGAAUCUUCCUACGAAUUCACUACCGUCCCAAACAACACCUACAUGGUACGUUUCCAUUUCUAUUCAUUCUCUUCACCGGUUAACCUUUACACUGCAAAAUUCAACGUUUCCGUUCCAGGUUUCCCUCUCUUACAAAACUUCGAUGCAAAAAACACCACAAACCCUGGCUUAAUAAAAGAGUAUUUCGUUAAAAUCAUCAGAAAAAGAUUCAAAAUCACUUUCACACCUCAAAAUUCAUCAUUCGCGUUUGUUAAUGCCAUAGAACUCUUUAUGCUCCCAACUCAUUUGAUCCCCGAUUCAGUCGCGCGUUUCACUUACACUGGUUCUACUGGUAGAGGCUUAUCUACUUAUAGUGACAAUUUCCUCUCACGAGCUUUGGAAACCAAACACCGUCUUAACGUCGGGGGCGAAAACGUCACUAGACAAACCGAUAACUUAUCGAGAGAAUGGUUACCAGAUGACAGCUAUAUAACUGAUCCACAAAAUGCUAAGGAUAGUCCCUUUUUUGGAGGUACACUUAAACGCUAUCCAGACGAUGAAUCUGAUGGUCUAUAUUCAAAUAAAUAUACUGCUCCAGAUGUUGUUUAUCAAACUGCAAAAGAGACUCUUAACGGUUCUAACAAUAUAAGUUGGAGUGUUCCUGUGGAGAAGAAUACAGAUCAUUUCAUUAGGCUUCACUUUUGUGACAUUUUUAAUCCACUUACAGACUUUGAUCUCAUCAUUUAUGACAAUCUUGUUACUUCAAACGUAAAUAAUGACCCAGAUGUGUCUUCUCCUUAUUAUUAUGAUUUUGUGGUUCAUUCUGAUGGCACUGGACUAUUGAAUGUUAGUGUGGUACCUAGUAUAACAUCUGCUAUACCAAACGCCUUUUUAAACGGGCUAGAACUGAUGAAAGUGAUUGAAUUGUCUGGUUCAAUUCCCUUAGAUGGUUUGGAUUCCGAAUCCAAGAAGAAUAUUAGUCUUCCUGUGGUGGUGGGUUCGGUCGUUGGAGGUUUAGUUUUGAUUUCUGUUGUGAUGGUUUUGUUUCUUUGGAUUAUUAAAAUCAGGAAACAAAAGCCUGUUGAGAAUUCAGAUUUGUUGAAGAUUCCAACUACUGCAGAAGGAAUUUCUUAUAGCAGAUUACAUUAUGGCAAAAUAACUCAAGGCUCAUCUUUACCUAACUUAAACCUUGGCCUGAAAAUCUCCUUGCUUGAUCUUCAAUUCGCAACAGAGAAUUUUGAUGUGAAGAAGAUAAUUGGAGUUGGUGGUUUUGGAAAUGUUUAUAAGGGAGUUCUCAAGAAUGGAAUGAGUGUUGCAGUGAAAAGAAGUGUAACAGGGUCCGAUCAAGGAUUUCCUGAAUUUCGAACUGAGAUAAUGGUGUUGUCCAAGAUUCGUCACAUACACCUUGUUUCCUUAAUAGGGUAUUGUGAUGAAAGAGAUGAGAUGAUACUUGUUUAUGAGUACAUGGAAAAGGGGACACUUAGAGACAAUUUGUACAAUACAAAUUUGCCUUGCUUGACAUGGAAGCAACGACUUGAUAUUUGUAUUGGUGCUGCUAAAGGUCUUCAUUACCUUCACAAAGGAGUAGCUGGUGGAAUCAUUCACCGUGAUGUGAAAUCCACCAAUAUAUUGCUUGAUGAGAAUCUUGUAGCUAAAGUUGCUGAUUUUGGUCUUUCAAGGACAGGUCCUCUUGAUCAAGAUUCUUAUGUCAGCACAUGUGUUAAAGGAACUUUUGGGUAUCUUGAUCCUGAUUACUUUAGAACACAACAUCUUACAGAAAAAUCUGAUGUAUAUUCUUUUGGGGUGGUUCUACUUGAAGUGUUGUGUGCAAGACCAGCUAUCGACCUAUCUUGUCCAAGGGAACAAGUCAAUUUGGCUGAGUGGGGAUUGCUUUGCAAAGACAAAGGGACACUUGAAGAGAUCAUCGAUCCUUCCAUCACGAGACAAAUUAAUCAAAACUCACUUAGAAUAUUUAGUGAGACGGUGGAAAAAUGCUUACAGGAUUAUAGUUGCGAUAGGCCAACGAUGGUUGAUGUGUUGUGGGACUUGGAAUAUGCGUUACAACUUCAGAUAGAACCACAUGACGAUAGCAGUGUUCAAUUGCCUAAUGUUCAACAUAUACCUUGUAUGUCUACACUGAUUGAAGUGGAUGACAUGUCUAUUGGUAGGGUUGAUGAAUCUGAAACUACAACAUCGAUGAUGCUAGAUAGAAUUUCAUGUGAAGCUAAUCAAGGUACAACAAUCAACUCGCAAAUGUCUCCACUGGAGAGUCAUUUUUUUAGAUAGCUCACUUCUCUAUUUAUUCCUUAGAUAUGGUUGUUGGUCUAUUCUCAAUUGUAAGACUAAUGGAGUAAAACAAUUAUCAUUUUUGAAUGAUUAUAUAAGGAUUUGUGCAUGAUAAAAUAUACAGUAGUAUUAUUUUUCACCCUAAAAAAUACAAUGUGCUUAAAUAAGGGAGUUAAAUUGCAACUUGAGUAUGUAAUCAUACCUGCAGUGUAGUGUAGUAUAAAUGUUGAAUCCUUUGGUAAGCCCUUGUAGCCUGGCAACACCUCAUGAAGUAUUCUUCAUUCGGCAAGGGCACUAGAAGCAUCUUGAACCUAUUGAAAAUAACGGAAUGCAAGUUACAAACAAUACUACCUC
This is a messenger RNA of Trifolium pratense (red clover), 3093 nucleotides long. Its product is annotated as probable receptor-like protein kinase At2g23200. Gene Ontology annotation, cellular component: plasma membrane; plasmodesma. The record is from RefSeq and is a predicted model, not a curated record. Gene Ontology annotation, molecular function: ATP binding; transmembrane receptor protein tyrosine kinase activity. The coding region runs from base 205 to 2739 and encodes 844 amino acids. The transcript has a single exon. Gene Ontology annotation, biological process: protein autophosphorylation. NCBI's taxonomy places the organism in Eukaryota, Viridiplantae, Streptophyta, Magnoliopsida, Fabales, Fabaceae.